Messenger RNA from Plectropomus leopardus (leopard coralgrouper), 4795 nucleotides. Its product is annotated as synaptotagmin-2-like. The record is from RefSeq and is a predicted model, not a curated record. Gene Ontology annotation, cellular component: plasma membrane; dense core granule; axon. NCBI's taxonomy places the organism in Eukaryota, Metazoa, Chordata, Actinopteri, Perciformes, Serranidae. Gene Ontology annotation, molecular function: calcium ion binding; calcium-dependent phospholipid binding; phosphatidylserine binding. Gene Ontology annotation, biological process: calcium ion-regulated exocytosis of neurotransmitter; synaptic vesicle endocytosis.
AGGACUGCAGUUUCUGGUGCUGAUGGGAGAGCGGUCGAGGGACAUUAUUAAGGCAUUGUAACAUUAACCCUAAGUGCCUCUUUGGUGAAUGGGUUAGCCUUUUGUGGAGAACAGGAUUACGGAAUUACGGUAGUGCUGGUGCUGUGUGCAUGUUACUUCCUGGUGCAUGUGGUCCAAACUUUAAUUCAUGAGCCUUGUGAAGGGAAUACUGAACAUCCUGCCUCUCGGAUCCAGCUCUGGACCUUGUCUUCACCCAUUUUGUGUGCAAUCCAUCAAGAUUCCACAUCAGGUUUUUUUGAAGAGGGGGACUGUGUGUGCAGCUUAAAUGACGAAGUGGAACUUGUUCAGGCAUCAGACAACGCCCAUGGUCGCUGCUAAGCCAACGGGGGCCAGUGCCUUGACUGUGACUCCAGCCUCCGUCGCAUUAGUCUCUGCCGACAACACCACCGAACCGGUCAACAAGAACGAUGCCUUUGACGAGAUCAAAAACAAGUUCCUAAAUGAAAUCGACAAGAUCCCACUGCCGUCCUGGGCUAUCAUUGCCAUUGCCGUGGUCGCUGCUUUACUCAUUCUAACAUGCUGCUUCUGCAUCAUCAAGAAAUGCUGUUGCAAGAAGAAGAAGAACAAGAAGGGCAAGAAGGGGAAGGGGGACAUGGGAAUGAAGAACCUGAAAGGGGGAGAGAAACAACAGGAUGACGAUGAUGAAGAAGAUGAUGUCGAACCCGGACUGACUGGAGACGAGAAAGAGGAGGAAGUGAAGGAGAAAGAGAAGCUGGGGAAGCUGCAGUACUCCAUUGAUUAUGACUUCCAGGAGAACAAGCUGACUGUGGGAAUCCUGCAAGCAGCUGAUCUCCUCUCCAUGGACAGCGGAGGCACCUCUGACCCCUACGUCAAGGUCUUUGUCCUCCCUGACAAAAAGAAGAAGUUUGACACAAAGGUUCACAAGAAAACACUCAAUCCUGUCUUCAAUGAGACCUUUACCUUCAAGAUUCCAUUCCAAGAGAUGGGAGGAAAGACUCUGGUGAUGUCAGUCUAUGACUUUGAUCGCUUCUCUAAACAUGAUGUCAUCGGAGAGAUUAAAAUACCCAUGAACACCCUUGACCUGGCAAAGCCAAUUGAGGAGUGGAGAGACCUGGACAGCGCAGAUCAAGAAGAGCCUGAGAAGCUGGGUGACAUUUGCAUCUCUCUGCGUUACGUCCCCACUGCUGGCAAACUUACCAUCUGUAUCCUGGAGGCCAAGAACCUGAAGAAAAUGGACGUGGGUGGGCUGUCAGAUCCUUACGUGAAAAUUAACCUCCUGCAGAAUGGAAAGAGGCUGAAGAAGAAGAAGACGACAGUGAAGAAGAACACUUUGAAUCCGUACUACAAUGAGUCCUUCAGCUUUGAGAUUCCUCUUGAACAAAUGCAGAAAAUCCUAGCUGUGAUCACAGUGCUGGAUUAUGACAAGAUUGGCAAGAACGAUGCCAUUGGGAAGAUCUUGGUGGGAAGCAAGUGCACGGGGGCCGGGCUGAAACACUGGUCCGACAUGCUGGCCAACCCCCGCCGCCCCAUCGCCCAGUGGCAUCCACUGCAGCCAGAGGAGGAGGUGGAUGCUGCCAUCGCAGCCCUGAAUGCCAAGAAGUAAACUCCCCCCUGAACACAUCGUCCCCCACCUUCCACCUUACCUUACCCACGCAUUCCCCCUCGACCAUCUCCCCCCGGGCCCCACGUAUCAGUGUAUAUUCCAGAAGAACACCCCAACUGUUCAUCUGCUCCCUCCUCCUCCCCUUCCUCUCCCGCUGCCACCUUUCAAAAGAUCCAUACAUUCAACAUGAUGGGAAAUCUAGUUUAAAAAAAAAGCAUCAUGUUAUAUGAAAUCAUGUCAUUGAAAAAAGAAGACAAGUUACAGGAUGGACAGAUACUCCGUUGAUUUCCUUUAGAUCUAUUUUUGUAUUGGGGUUGUGGUUCCAUUAAUAAGAAUACAGAGUAGACUACAAAGAGUGCUAUAUGGGAAUCUGGUGAUAGAGGGGAUAAAACAUUAACAUUCACUCAUAUUGUACUUCUCACCCCUUCCCCUUAGUGACACAGUUUGCUUAGAAUAGUGCUUAAUAAUAAAAUGCUUUAUACUGCCAUAUGAUAGAGAAAUAACACAAGCAGGUCCAUUCCUUAGGUGUAUUGUGCACCAUGUUCCACACCUGCCAGUUAUCAUACUAGAUGAUUCUGUUCGUUUGAAGUACAUUCCUAGAGUUGGGUAGCGAGUAGGGAUAGGCAUAUAUCCAGUUACCCACAAACACACUGCCUUUUUUGAUUAGUUAACCUUCCACCCAUCGUCUCAGGAAAACUGAGAGGAAACUGAAACUCCAUGCCUUUUUUUCUAAACGGGUUGUUAUUAUUAUUCAAAUACUCCUCUUGAUGAGACCGUCGGAUCCAAGCGCUUGUUUAUUUUCCGGUGACGUAAGGCUCACGACUAGUGCUAGUUUAUCCAUGAAAUGGUAGGCAACAGGGAGUGGUGGAUUUUCAGAAAAAAAGGGGUAUUUGUGUAUUUUUUUGACAAAAAGGCUGUCAUUUGAAUAACAAAAAAGCAAGGAAAUAUUAUCAGAGUGGGUACAACAGAGACUGAUUCCAACCACCAAUGACAUGAUAUUUACAAGGUGUCGAUUACUGCCUGCAGUCUACCACCUCCCCUCCCAACGCCUCUGAUUCUGUAUCUCACUUGUUCAGUGCUACUGCCAUUAGUCAUGGACUUGACACAAGGGUUUUACUUCAAAGGAAUCCCUAUAACCGUCUUACAGUCAUAAAGGAGACAAGCCUUCAAAGUAACAAAAUAAGCAAUUUUCAACUACCAGGGACGCCUUCCAGUUAGCGGUGUUGUUCUCUUCAUUUCUUUAUUUUUCUUGUUCUGUUCAUUUAUCCAUUUUAUUUAACUUCAAACACUUUUAUUCCUCAAGCACUUUAAAUCCAAAUGUUACGUUAAGUACCCUCAGAAACCAGAGCUUUAAUUAUUAAUGUCAUUGAUAUCUGCUGGUUUUAUGAAGAAAAAAGAGCAAAGGAGUGCAUUAUGUAUUUUUUUUUGUUAUUGUUGCUUUUUUUUGGGCAUUUUGUGUAUUGAUUGUUUGAAUAUUACGUUUCUCACUCUCGAUUGCAAGGAUAUGGUCUGGAAGAAGGCACUGAUCAUGUGUAUAUUAUACACAGCUUACCAAACUGUUGAAUUUAAUUGCACUACUGGGUAUGUUUCUGUUCUGUGGUAAUUUGACGCUGUUUUUUGAUCUGUGUAGAUUUUAUUUUUUAAUGAUGAAAUGUUGUGAGAUUGAAUUUUUCUGUGGCACACCAGACAGGUCUCCUCCUACAUACUAUAUACACAUAUGUGUGUCAAAAAAAAAAACUCUAAAAGAAAGAAAAGAGACACAAUCUAAUGCUGCUCCCUGGCUCCUUCGCAGAAUGCAAUUGGUUCAGUUUUGUAAAUUAAUAUUCUGCUGAAGAUUAAUUUUAAAGAGGAAGUUUGUCUAGUGACACAAUCCAAAAUGACCAAAACUUAUCAGCCCUGAAUAAAUUGGAGGAUGCGUAAUUAGUAAUCAAACUCCUAAUAUGCAUCAGGUCUUGUGUGCCUGCUUCCAGGUCUACUUAUUAAUUUAAAUCAGCAUAAACUACCCGUUAACUGUGUGCAAAAAAAAAAAGAAAGAAAAAAAGCAAAGUCAAUGUAAAUCAACUUUUUUUUUUGAAUUUUAUGAAUGUUGGCUCUUGUAUCUUCCUCUGUUGGAAACUUUGACUCUUGAUUUUUUUAUAACCGACAUAGCCCACAUUCAGUUUUUCAUCGCACAUUAUCUUUUUUCCUCUGUUGACGAAGCAGCACUAAAGAAAAGGCAACAUGGAAGCAAUCAAGCAACCCAUCGGUGUGUAGUUUUGCCUAUAUACAUAGUUCAUACACGUUGAUACUGCAUGUUUAUACAAAAUACUGUACAUAGGAGCAUGUUUUAGAGACAAAGCAAAAAUAUCUCGUGUACGUAAAUGGGUGUCAUUUGUCAUUUUAAUAACACAAACGAAGGGGGAAAAAAAGAUGCACUGUAUAUUUUCUAAAUGAAACAAAUGUGUAUUUAUUUUCCAUGAGGGUCAUUGGAGAGAAUGUCAUACAAAUAUUAGAGUACUAUUACUAAUAAGAACCUUUCCACGCCUGAAAUUCUUAAGCAAGUGUGUCGUCCAGUACUGUGUGUGAGUUCAUGUAGGAUGAAAAUGUAGCCGCAUGCUUGCUAUAUAAUUCCUUGUGAUCGGAUUUUUUUUUUUUUGACACCAUUUAUCUUCCAUACAUUUUUUCAGCGCUUAUCUGAAGGCCAAUGUUUGACUUGUUUUAUUGGUGUUGCUUUUUUUUUUUUUUUUUUUUUUUUAAAGAAGCGAAAUAUGUUUUAAAUUUUCAAUGUUUGGGAUGUCGGGGUCUCCAAGUCUAUUACUAUUUUUUAAAAACAGAUUUGGCACGUUGUUAUUCUGAAAUAACUCGAAAAAAGAUGGAAUAAUUCUGCAAUCUGUAGGUGGAUUGUAGGAGCUGUUAUUUGUGCCAGUAGUGAAAGUCUGUUUGAUCAUAUCUUUGUAAAAACGCAUUUCCAAGGGCCAAAACGAUGACUAAUCCCAUUCCAGCGAACACAAAACGACUUGGAUUCCCGUCUUCUCUCUUUCUUUACUUGGAAGUUUUUAUUUUUCACUUCUACAGUAUUUAAAUGACCUGAAACCCUUCACGGCUGUGUCUCUUUUACUGUGUUUAUUAUACAAUAUGUGUACGUGUAUACAAGAUAAAUGAAUAAGAUAAAACUAAAGCCAUAAAACUCAA